This is a messenger RNA of Suillus plorans, 1098 nucleotides long. Its product is annotated as WD40-repeat-containing domain protein. Gene Ontology annotation, molecular function: protein binding. Lineage: Eukaryota; Fungi; Basidiomycota; Agaricomycetes; Boletales; Suillaceae. The record is from RefSeq and is a predicted model, not a curated record. Bases 1 to 1098 code for a protein of 365 amino acids. The transcript is spliced from 6 exons.
AUGGCUGAAGAAUUAGACUCAACGACAGUACCCGUGGACUUUGUUAAGGAAGGAGGCGAUUGGCUGGCCAUAUUUAAUCCCCGCGUACCUCGCCAGAUGGACGUGCAGCUUGCAGCGCGGUACGUUCAUGACGGCGUGGUAUGUAGUGUGAAAUUUUCCUUGGACGGGACAUUGCUUGCAGUAGGCAUGGAGGGUGCCGUUGUACUUUACAACUUGGCUCUUGGAGAGAAGUUUACCUUCACACUGGAGAGUAAUAGUGGAAAACCAAAUCAUGCACGAGCUAUUUGCAUCAGUCCUGAUGGUCAUUUUCUUGUCGCUGGUUCUGAAGACAGACUCAUAAGAGUCUGGAGUAUCACGAACCGCAUGUUGGUGCAUGCUUUGGAGGGGCACUCCGGAGAGGUGUAUGCUCUAGCAUUUACACCUGACAACAACACAUUGCUUUCAGCGUCCGGAGAUUGCACGAUCCGCGUUUGGGAUGCGACUCAGUUUGCUGAGACUCCUGAUGCUAGCUCAAUCAUCCUCGAUGAAACUAUGGAGGCCAACUGUCGUGUACUUCGCCCAGUCAGCUCUGGUGUCAAACUUUCAUCCAAACUCGCACUGACAUCUAUUGCCGUCGACUCAACUGGCAAGUUUGUUGCUGGGGGGUCGUUGGAUGGAAUGAUUCGAAUCUGGAAGGUUGACGGCACCGAGAACGGCAGCACGGAGCCGGUGGAGACAUUAAGCGGGCAUGGGGAUGCUGUGUAUAGUGUGCAGUUUGUUGAAGGCGGCUUGGUGAGCGCAAGCGUGGAUCGCGCGCUGAAACACUGGAACAUAAGUGAAGUGGGUGUUGGUCGCACAGAGUGUCGAAAAACUCUGCAGGGACACAAAGACUGCAUUCUCGCCACAUCUGCACUUCAAGUUGGAAGAGAUCAACGCGUCGUGUCCUCGUCUCGGGAUGGGACGGUAAGGAUGUGGGACUUGAAGACGGGCAUGGUGCAAUUCGUGAUCCAGGGUCAUAAAAACACUGUGACGACUGUGGAUCUUUGCAAGGACGGACGGCUGUUAGCAUCUGGUAGCGGGGACUGUGAAGUGCGGCUAUGUAAGCGUGAAUUGACAUAA